Molecule: messenger RNA, 1472 nt
Organism: Bolinopsis microptera
Lineage: Eukaryota; Metazoa; Ctenophora; Tentaculata; Lobata; Bolinopsidae
Exons: 10
Coding region: 69-1325 (418 amino acids)
Source: RefSeq, a predicted model, not a curated record
AUGUUGAUGACGAAAAGGAGAUUUUGACUUUAGGAUGGUAAUGACGAAAAGGAGAUUUUGACGUUAGGAUGGUGAUGACGAAAAGGAGAUGUGGGCUGCUGCUUGGGAAGCUGAUUCAUCUAGCUCGGUUAAUAUCAAGAAAAGCAGUUUACAGUACAAUAAGUUAUCGCUGUGCAAAAAGAGCACCUGUAAAGUACUACUACCAAGGACGUAAGGAAUUCGGAGCCUAUAAUACUCAGAUCAACCGUCUCUUAAAAUAUGGGACAACAGAAAUGUACAAGAGUCAAUUUGGUAUGACGAGAUCAGAGUAUCAUUCACUUUUCAUGAAAGUUCGACCGCUUCUAGAACCAAAGAAGUUCAACCGGAAAAGUACGUCAAUCUCAGCUAGAGAGCAGCUCAUUUUAACCCUAAGCUACCUGAAGUCUGGGUGUGCGCAAGGGUAUCUGGCGAACCAGUUUGUACUAUCCCGGUGCAGAGUGUGUAGGAUAAUAAAGAAGGUGACAACGGCCAUCUCUGUCUGCCUGGCUGAACACGCAGAUUUUCGUCCACGGUCGACUGAAUGUUGGAAAAAAAUUGCUCAGAGAUUCCAUGAAAGAUGGCAGCUGCCGCACUGCAUUGGGGCAGUGGACGGCAAGCAUUGCUUCAUUACAAAAUUUGGGAAAACUGGAAGUUACACGAUUAAUUAUCACGGAUGGCCGUCUGUUAUUCUCCUCGCAGUGUGUGACGCUGAUUAUAUAAUCCGUCAUUUUAACGUUGGAAGCUUUGGCGGUCGAUCAGACGGAGGAAUCUGGUCAGAGGACAGACUGGGACGAGGACUGGCCUCCGGAGAAUUCCUAGAACGGGGUUUUAUACCUGCUGCUGAGAUUCUGCCGAAUGAUGAUCAGGAGCGACUUGGUAGAGUCAAUUACUACAUUGUCGGUGACGAUGCCUUUCCCCUUCAUGCUCAUUGUAUGAAGCCGUACAGGGGGAAGGUGUCAAAAUCUCAGCGGAUGACAAACUAUAGGUUAUCCAGAGGCAGGAUGGUCAUAGAGUGCGUCUUCGGACACCUAUCAAGGAAAUGGAAGAUCCUGAGUCACCUGACCACAAAUGAGGAGGUGACUAGGCUGAUUCUGAAAAGCUGUGUGCAUCUGCACAAUUUCUUGCGGAUAUCACGCUUGGACGACGCAGACGAGCUGGAACUGAUUGAAAAGCCUCCUUCGGAGCUCUUCGGACGCAGCUUGUCCCUCGACGAUUCUCCUAACCAUCUUGUGGAUUCUGGGGAGAGGACAAGGACAAGAUUGCACUAUUAUUUUAAUUAUGUCAACCCGAUUGAGAUCCAGAGAUAAGUUAUGGCUUCCCAUCUUAGACCACAACUCAGCUCUUUAUCUGCAUAAAAGAAACACCACCCGCCAGAUUAAAUUCACUUAAAUUCCAUCAUUUGUAUUAGGUCAAUGAAACUGCAUACAUAACAAGCUUAGACAUUUCCUCGAAUA